Salvia splendens (bonfire salvia) is the source of this 3873-nucleotide messenger RNA. RefSeq names its product SNF2 domain-containing protein CLASSY 4. The transcript is spliced from 3 exons. Bases 385 to 3705 code for a protein of 1106 amino acids. NCBI's taxonomy places the organism in Eukaryota, Viridiplantae, Streptophyta, Magnoliopsida, Lamiales, Lamiaceae. Gene Ontology annotation, biological process: gene silencing by siRNA-directed DNA methylation. The record is from RefSeq and is a predicted model, not a curated record. Gene Ontology annotation, molecular function: ATP binding.
UUAGAUUUUUGUUUUGGGCUUGAUCUAGGCUCAGUACAAAAUUUUAGUCACUUCAAUUUGUGCUUACAUUUAAUAAUUUAUUUUUUGACCCCCUUUCAAGCUUAAAUGUAGUGAAAAUUCUCCACUGCACGACAAUUAAUUAGACGACAAUUAUGUCAACUCAAGAUCCGAUUCUGAUUCAAAAAUCUCUGUUUUCUGUAAUAGCGUGUUUAAAUAGAUAAAUAGGUUGAAUUAUGAUUUAUACUUAUUGAUGCAGCGAUUCAUAUUCUCUCUGUCUACAUAGUUACUUCCGUCACAGUUCACCCUCUACUCUACUCUACUCUACUCUUCUCUAGGUUUUUUAGAAAAUCAGAGCGAGGGAGUUUUGGUAGUAGAAGAAACAGGAUGGAGGUCACGAGAAGAAGAAGAAGAACUAGAGGCAAGUGGGAUUGUUACUGGAAACAGGUGUACGCCGAUCGGAAACAAAAGCAGAAGAAGAAUGCUGCUGCUGCUGCUUUUCAAACGUUGAAUACCGAUUAUAUGGAACAGAAUCAUGGUGUUGACACGUUGAUUACCGAUGAUGCGGAGCAGAAUCAUGGUGUUGAAGUGUUGAUUACCGAUGAUUCGGAGCAGAAUCAUGGCGUUGAGACGUUGAAUACCGAUGAUAUGGAGCAGAAUCAUGGUGUUAAAAUGUUGAUUACUGAUGAUGUGAAGCAGAAUCAUGGUGUUGAAAUGUUGAUUACUGAUUAUAUGAAGCAGAAUCAUGGUGGUGAAACAGUGAAAACCGAUGCUGAAGAGGUUUUGAUUGCAUCGGAUGUGGAGCAGAAUGAUGGUGUUGAAGCGUUUGACAAGAAUGAUGCUAUGAAUGUGGAUGAUGAGGAUGAUGUGGAAGAUUCAGAUGUUUCUGUGGAGGAUUCAGAUGAGCCUGCCUCUGAAGAUGAUGACUGUGAAGGAGGCGAGUCUUCGGUUUCUGAAUCAUCAGAUGAUGAGUAUAGUGUUGCUGAGAACACUAGGAGGAGAGAACAUCUCAGAAAAGAGAGUCCUACAAAGCCAGUAAAUGUUAUUGUUAUUGAUGAUGAUGAAGAAGACGAUGACGAUGAUGUUAGCAACAGUGGCGAAGAUGGUGUGGAAGAUUCAGAUGUUUCUGUGGAGGUAUCAGAUGAGCCUGUUUGUGAAUGUGAGAAGGAAGAUGAUGACUAUAAAGGAGGCGAGUCUUCGGUUUCUGAUUCGUCAGAUGAUGAGUAUGCUGUUGCUGAAAACACUAGGAGGAGAGAGCAUCUCACAAAAGAGAGUCCUACAGUUACAAAGCCAGUAAAUGUUGUUGUUGUUGUUGAUGAUGAUGAUGAUCAAAGUGAUCAAACCAGUGAAACAAGGUCUCAUGAGCACAACUCAGAUUCUGAAGUAUUCACCGGAAAUUCCAAUGAGAGGUCUGCCAUGUUAAGGGAGAGGACAAUUAUUGUGAAUAUGGAGAAGGAGACAGAGACAGAGACGCCCAAAGAGGAGAGAGUUAAGAAGGUAAAAUUUGGCAAGAAAAGGUCUCAUUCUGCAAAAGAUCUCAACUUCACCAAGAUUUUGGAGUCCAUCAAUGCAGUCAAGGAUAAACAAUGUAACAUUGACGACAAGCCUGUGCCUGUGCCUGAAAAUGCCCUUCCAUUGAGGUUCAGAUUUGAGGAUGAGGUGGUGCUCCUCCCACAGAAAUCGGAACAAAAGCUCAUAGAUGAACUCUUUCAUGAUCUAGAAUUAGGACUGCGACAAACUGAAAUGGCUGAGAGUGAUGAGCUUAAGACCACUGUGGAGAUUGAUGAAAGUUGUUGCCACCGAGAAGCUAUUCUUGAUGAACAGAUAGGGCUCAUUUGCGAAAACUGUGAUACUGUGAUUAUGGGCAUAAAACAUGUCUUACCAUCUUUUCAUGUACCAACUUGGGAGAGGCGAGAUAGGAGGUAUUACCGUGAUGAGUUCCAAAGCUCCUACUUAAGCGAGAUUCAAUUUGGGGGCCAUGGUUCCAGUACCCCUGGUUCGACAAGUUGCAUGAAAGGAACAGUAUGGGAUUUAAUCCCUGGUGUUAAGGAAGAUCUGUACCCUCAUCAGCGGGAGGGCUUCGAGUUCAUGUGGAGAAACAUAGCAGGUGGCACCAUAAUCGAGAACCUGAACCAGACUCCUGCUGAUGAUGGUAGGGGGUGCAUAAUCUCACAUGCCCCUGGCACUGGCAAGACGCGUCUCACCAUUGUGUUCCUGCAGUCGUUUCUGAAGCUGUAUCCGGCUUGCAGCCCCUUGAUCAUAGCUCCUAAAGGGAUGCUUCUGACAUGGGAGGCCGAGUUCAAGAAAUGGAACUUCAACGUUGCUUUUCACAAUCUAAAUAAGAAAGAGCUAUCUGGGGAAGAAAAGGCAGUUGCUACUGAGCUUCUUGGGGAAGAUGGGAGUGGAGUCUUGCAUCAAGACUGCGUUCGCCUUCUGAAAUUGUAUUCAUGGGAGAGUGGUGGUAGCGUCUUAGGCGUCAGCUACCAACUGUUUGAGAAGCUUGCAGGAGAAAGAGAUGGGAGAAGAAAGCAGCAUAAGAAAAUCGGGGAGUUGCUUCGUGAAAGGCCAGGCCUUUUAGUGCUUGAUGAAGGGCAUACACCUCGUAAUCACAAGAGCCUGAUGUGGAAGACCUUGACAAAAGUCUCAACGCAGCGACGUAUCAUCUUGUCAGGCACUCCAUUCCAAAACAGUCUCAGGGAGCUAUUCAACACUCUUUGCAUCGUUGCUCCAAAGUUUGCAAAUCAGGACAGCAGCGUGCGUGGACCAAGAUGGAAGCAAUUGCUCAGUUCAUCUGACAUAAGUAGCGGCAGCAUGCUGAAAAUGAGGGAUGUGCUCGAACCAUACGUUCAUGUGUACAAGGGAACCGUGCUAGAGGAAAAGCUUCCCGGACUGAGGCACACACUAGUAUUCUUGCACCUGACCAAGUCUCAACAGCCACUGCUAGAAAGAGCUUGCAAAGAGAAAUUAAUGUUUAACAUGGUUUGGAUGGUAUCCCUAAUCUCCAUUCAUCCUUCAAUAAACGCAGUAGCAGAGAGGUACUCCAUUAGAAGAGAAGAGAUUGCAACGCAUAUUGACGCUGGGGUGAAGGCAAGGUUUCUUCUGAAGCUAGUACAGUUUGCUGAUGCACUCGGUGAGAGGGUGCUCAUCUUCAGUCAGUUCAUAGACUCUCUUGUAUUCAUCAAAGAGCAGCUUGGGUCCAUUUAUUCUUGGAACGAAGGAAGAGAAGUUCUUUACAUUGAUGGACAGGUUGAUGACAAGAAACGCCAAGAAUCCAUAUCUUGCUUCAAUGAUGAAACAAGCGAGGCCAAGGUGCUUCUUGCAUCCGAGAGAGCUUGCUCAGAGGGUAUAAAUCUGACAGGGGCUUCAAGAGUUGUGCUGCUGGAUACCGUGUGGAAUCCAUCAGUGGAAAAGCAAGCAAUCAGCAGGGCUUACCGGCUUGGACAGAAGAGAGUCGUGCAUGUAUAUCGCCUUUUUACAUCUGGCAUCGAGGUCAGAAAAUAUACACAGCAGAAUCUCAAAGAGCGUAUAUCACGGUGGAUAUUCUCUCUUGGCGAAGAACGUAGUGCGAAUUCACGAGCCAUCUCAGAGGACAAGGUUUUGGAAGCCAUGCGUAAUCUUGAAAAUUUCAAUCAGAUAUUUGAGAGGAUUAUUUGCCAACCAAAGGAAUCCGACCUCAUCAAAACAUUCGGACUGGAAGGGCAGAUGUAGAAUCGUUUGAAGAUGAUUCGUGCCACGUUGAUUAUCAUUAACAUUGCAAAUUUUUUGGUGAAGCUGAUAUGAAGUAGAGCAUGGUUCAAUAUAUUUUGUAAGUAUGAAGCUGUUUGUUACUUUUGCCAUUUAUCUGUGUUGAUUUAGUCUUUAUAUCUGAAUGAUUGA